AUGCCCGAAUUCCUGUCGUCAAAAUGUGUUCUAUACACCUAUGAUCCAUAUUAUCAAGAAGGCCCUGUUCCAUUGUCUUGUUUCGAGAGAGCAGAUGCUCCAAUCAAUAUGACUGGAAGUCCUACUGCACAGUCCGUGGACGUGUCCGAGGGCCUCACCCUGCUACUCGUGUCAUUCAUGUCCAUAGCUAUAUACAAUGGCCUCGAACUCUUUUUUUGGAUCUUCGAUUUCUUCAAGCGUCGCCAUGGCUGCUACUUCUGGAGCAUGGUUAUCAGCGCCUUCGGCAUCAUUAAUUUUGCCCUCGCCCAGGUGCUCAUUUUCUUCAACCUCGCUCCCAAAAUCGUAUGGGCCCCUUCCAUCUCCAUCAGCUAUCUCACCAUGUCCACUGCCCUCAUCAUGGUUCUCUACUCCCGGCUCCAUCUCGUCACCAGCGACCGUAUCGCCCGCUGGGCCCUCUACAUGAUCAUUGUCACCACACUAGUCUUCCCAGUCCCCAUGCAGAUCCUCUUCCUCGUCGGCAUCUUCAAACAAAGCAUGCGCGUUCUAGAUAUCAGCCUCAUCUACGAACGCCUCGUCGUCACCGUCUCCUGCGCCCGGGAAUACCUUAUCCUGGCCAUCUACAACUUCGAAGCCUUCCGGAACCUCAAAUACGUCAUCGCCAUCAAGGGCCCACAGGGCCGAAAGGUCCGCCGGAUCCUCAUCGCAACAACCUUCAUCAUCGUCUGUCUCGACACGGCCCUCCUCGUCACGGAGUUCCAAGACCGCCGCGCCAUCACAAUGACCUACAGCGCCUUCUCCGUCAGCAUCAAGCUGAAGAUGGAAUUCGCCAUCCUCAACAAACUCAUCAAUCUCGUUCAGAGUCCCGCCAACCCGACCGGCCCCCUUUCUGACCCCCCGUCUUCAGAUCAACAUCCUAUCCAUCCACACCCCCAGGCCGCCCAGUCUCAGUCCCCCUCCCGUGUCCAUUCCCUUGCUCAUUCAUGGAAUCCCUUCCGGUGCGGCGACGCGAAGACCUCUAACUCGCGGGUCGAAAAUAGUCUGUUCGCUGAGGAAUCAGGCCUCGGUGGUGGCACCGGAUUGACGCGACCAGCUACCCUCGACGAGUACCACGCGUCUGGGAACGCGCGCACGUCAUCGUGGGACGAGUUGGUUCAACAACCCAGCAUGGAAAUUUCGUCUGGGCCGGGUGGUAAGGGGACGGCGGUGGUUAGUCAGGAGAGUAAGGAGCCAUUGAGACCGGUUAGUGAAUGA
Molecule: messenger RNA, 1251 nt
Organism: Aspergillus affinis
Lineage: Eukaryota; Fungi; Ascomycota; Eurotiomycetes; Eurotiales; Aspergillaceae
Exons: 1
Coding region: 1-1251 (416 amino acids)
Source: RefSeq, a predicted model, not a curated record